Egretta garzetta (little egret) is the source of this 681-nucleotide messenger RNA. It is a transcript of the gene LHFPL7, whose product is annotated as transmembrane protein 211. The coding region runs from base 1 to 495 and encodes 164 amino acids. The record is from RefSeq and is a predicted model, not a curated record. The transcript is spliced from 3 exons. Lineage: Eukaryota; Metazoa; Chordata; Aves; Pelecaniformes; Ardeidae. Gene Ontology annotation, cellular component: membrane.
AUGCCCUUGCACUGUUUGAAGGCUGCCACGAGCUGGGUGCUGGAGGAAGAGGCACCCAUCAUGGGUCCCCUCACUGCCCCCAGCCGCACGGUGCCCCUGGCUGGGCUGGCAAGCGUCCCCGCCAUUCAGACAAGCGCCGUGCUGUGUGCGGGCGGCUGUGCCCUGCUGGCCCUCAGCUCGCUGCUGGCCAUCGUUGCCAUCCUGCUGCCCAGCGGAGCCUGCGAGAGGCGAGUCUGCACCCUGGCUGGCUACAUGCAGACAGCAGCAGUGUUCAUAAUGGCUUCUGGGCUUUUGGUUUACCCUUUUGGUUUCAACUCUGCUACUGUGAAGAGAUUCUGUGAGAAUUCAGACAUCUACUAUGCAGGAGACUGCCAGAUUGGAUGGGGGUAUAUGCUGGCAAUUGUUGGGGUCAUGUUGUCUGUCUUUUUACCAUUCUUUGCAAAAUAUGCACCAAAAGAGCACAUAUCUCCAACUCCAAUACCUACUAUUUUAUAGUAUUUUAUUACUGUUUAAGAACAGAACAUUCCUGUCUAUAGGCAAUGGGCAGAAAUAAUUAUAGCACUUCCAUUUAGCUGAAUUGCUAAAGAGAGGAGAAAGGAGAUGGGGAAGAGAAGGUCAGAUUCACAAAGACCAAAAGUGCAUUGAUAGUCUUCCGUAAGUACGAGCAGCGAACACUCUGGA